Diaporthe amygdali is the source of this 1179-nucleotide messenger RNA. RefSeq lists its product as uncharacterized. NCBI's taxonomy places the organism in Eukaryota, Fungi, Ascomycota, Sordariomycetes, Diaporthales, Diaporthaceae. The transcript has 4 exons. Bases 1 to 1179 code for a protein of 392 amino acids. The record is from RefSeq and is a predicted model, not a curated record.
AUGCUGGACUCGUUCUUCCUGCGCUCUGGGUCCGAGGAGCUGGCCAAGGCAAUCCACUCGCUUUCUGGGGCUGUCACGACUAUCUUCCUCUUCACGCGAAUCUGGGCGAGGACUAGCCUGUACAAGGGGCUUUGGUGGGAUGAUUACAUUUUGAUUGCAUCCUGGGCUCUCCUGCUAUGCGGCAACGGACUGGCUGCCGCUGCGCCGUCGUAUGGCUUCAGAGUCAUUGAAGGCACUUCGCACGGGUGGCUACUUGCCUUCUCUUCCAUCAGCCUUUUUUACAUUGCUAUGGCUUUGAGCAAGACUGCCUUUGCGGUGACCCUGAUCCGGCUCUCAAGUGGCAGGACGCGAGUGAUUCUGUGGAUUGUCGUCUUGUUGGUCUGUGCCGUAAAUAUCGCGGCGGCCGUGAUCACCUGGCUCGAUCUUUGCGAUGCGCGCGCGGAUGUUAGGGGUAUCUCUGGCUUUUGUGUCGCUAUGCAGACUGCAGUUUGGAUACAUGUGGCCAACGCCAUUGUUACUCUACUUGCCGACGCCUACCUGGCGUAUUUACCUUGGAGGGUGCUGGCCAAGAUAUACAUUCCAAGCAAAGAGAAAUGGGGUGUGGGUAUCACUAUGAGUCUCGUUGGCCUAGCAGGAAUAGUCUGCUUGGUCAGGACAGUCUUGGCAAGCCACAGCCCGAAAGCAACCGAGGAACUGGGGACUCCGGACUGGACCUAUGGGUGGGUGGCUCUCGUCGGUCUCUUCCAGGCCGAAGUCGGAAUCUACAUUGUUGCACAGGCAAUUCCCCUGCUUCGAGUUUUCUAUCUCGGCCAAACAAAUCGAUCAAGCCGGUCUUCAGGCUCAAUCCGAGAGGCCGCAACGCCUUCAUUUGUGGGAAAGAAGAUGACGACACGAGUGACCGGUGGAGAAACAAUACACGAAGCCGAUGAAAGCAUUGAGCUGGUCCAACUCCCCAGUGGCCGCAUCGUCCAAGCUAAUUCGGAGGAGGGCAAGGCGUUCAGGGCAUCUCGACCAGCACAGAGUGCCGAUGUCCCUGAGACGCAAGCGCAGCAAGCCAGCGGAUUCAAUAUGGACGACGAGGUGCACCGUGUCUGGGCUGAUAUGGGCCUCUCCAGGAGGGCUUGGUCGCAGUCACCAUCGCCGCCGCCUGCAGCUCGAGAGGUACAACACCUGGGGUGA